GAAUCGUUUUGACCGAUUUAUUGAGAAGAACCGGUUCAUAAGAACGAUUCGUUCAGGAAUCGAACAUCGCUGGUAGAGAAGUGAGAGAACCGUUGGAGCGGAUUUAUCGUUACUGGGUGGCUGUGCUGUGCUGUGUUUUGCGGUGUUGUGCUAGCUGCUCCGCGGGAAACUGCUUAAAUUAUCGACUCUUGUGACUUUAAAAGUUGUGGUAUAUAUAUCUAAAUAUAGGGGGGUUUGAGAUAACUGUGUGAACCGGACGCGGAGGGGUAGAAAAUCACUCAAAAGCCCCACAAGCCUCCUGACGCUAACUAACUCUCCACUGAAUCCUGAAGAGGCGCUGCUAGCCUCCGCUGCUGCUGCUGGUGUUAGCCCCGGACUGUGAGCUGGCUUUAGCCGUGGCUGGUGGGACCUGGUUGGGGUUUGUUGUGAAUAUCUGUGGGGGACUAAAGUGUUAAAUACGCAGAGUAACGAGCUGAGUUAUAACUUAACUGAACUCUCCUCUAAAACGAGUCCCGAACAGCUUGCUAGGCUAACGCUGCUGCUAGCCCGCGUUUGUUUUACAGAAGUUGGGUCAGGAGCGCAGCUAGCUGUAGUUGUUUAUUAUUGUAAACGGAGACUCGGGCGGUUCGGGGGUUUCGGGCGGAAUAUGGCUCAGCAUGGGCAGCAUCAUGUCGCGAGUUCACAGAAGGCUUUAAUGCUGGAGCUGAAAAGUCUUCAGGACGAGCCCGUCGAAGGCUUCAGAAUAACUUUGGUGGACGAGUCUGACUUGUACAACUGGGAAGUGGCGAUUUUUGGACCUCCUAAUACACAUUACGAGGGCGGCUAUUUUAAGGCUCGUAUCAAAUUCCCCAUUGAUUACCCCUACUCACCUCCAUCCUUCAGGUUCCUCACUAAGAUGUGGCAUCCCAACAUUUAUGAAAAUGGAGACGUUUGCAUUUCCAUCCUGCACCCUCCAGUAGAUGACCCACAAAGUGGAGAACUGCCCUCAGAGAGGUGGAACCCCACACAAAAUGUCAGGACCAUCUUGCUGAGUGUGAUCUCUCUGCUCAAUGAGCCCAACACCUUCUCCCCGGCCAACGUAGACGCCUCUGUCAUGUACCGCAAGUGGAGGGACAGCAAGGGCCGAGACCGGGAGUAUGCAGACAUCAUCAGGAAGCAGGUUUUAUCCACCAAAGCAGAUGCUGAACGUGACGGAGUUAAAGUUCCCACCACUCUAGCCGAGUACUGCGUCCGAACACGUGCUGCGCCACCAGAUGAGGGCUCAACGCUCUUCUAUGACGAGUACUACGAUGAUGAGGAACUGGAUGAGGAGAACGAAGAGGAUGAGGACUGUUGUUACGACGACGACUCUGGCAAUGAAGACUCAUGACAACAUCUUUGUGUAUGAACUGGACUCUCCAUUCCUUUUCCUUAUCUGAUAAAUUAGAUAAAAUAAGAGAAGGCUCCACGUUGGUUUGUUUGGUUAUAUAACUUGUGGUUUUACUUUAAUUAUCUCUUCUUUUUUGGUUUUGAGGGCUUUGCUGACGAACUGCAAGUCAGCAGACAUUAUAAAGGAGCAGUUUUUCUUUGUUUUGUUGACUUAUGAUUAUGUGAUAAGGAGCAGAGAAGUCACUGAUCCAGCUGAGCCAUUCUUGUUUGUAUAUCAUGUGGAAUCUAACCCAAAACCCAAAACUCACGUUUUUUUUCCCAGCAUAGGUAAAGCAUUCUGUAGAAAACUGUAAGUAAACGUGAGGGCGUUUGAGAGAGAGAGAGCGCGAGUGAGUGUGAGUGAGAGUCAGUGUGCUUGUGUUUUCAUGCAAAGCUGAGGAUUCAUUAACAGUCUCUGUGAUGCUGCUACAGACAUAAUAAUACAGUAACACAGACUCAGGGCUAUUUCUCUUUCUAUUAACAUUAAAAUGUAUUUCUACCAGCCGCUGUAUUUAUCUUUGUAUUUUGACUGGGUUUAAAUAAACUAAUAUAUUGUCACUGUCAUGCAAAAAUGAUUUGCAUUUUUGGCAUCAUUUAAAUCUGACAGUUUUUGCAGAAUUUUAAGAUAGAAAGGACCAAUAUAAUUUUUUCAUAAUACAUUCUGUAAAUAUAAAAUGUUUCCUUUGAUGUUUAUUACAAAUUAAAUGUUGUUGUUUUUUUCUGUUUUGCAUGACGGUGGCAAUAUGCAGGCAAAUGCACUGUAAAUCCCACAAGUGAGCUUAUUUGCAUAAUUAUUUAAUUUUUGAUUUCAAGUCUUCUCGGUUCUUGUCUACACUCAGAUGAGUUGUUAAGAUUCAUUAGCCUCCACUUUAAUGUAGUUUACUUCAGUCAUUUGAUUGGUUGGUUGGAUUUUAUUGUGUUCACACAGGCCCACUGAUGUCAUUUUACCACCAUUUUACCUUUUAUUAACAAACAAAUGUAUAUUUUGAGCUCACGUUUUAAGGUUUAUGUUGAUGCUCCCUUAAAACUACUGUUGUUUUUCCACAGAACCUGUGAUUUAGAAGCAAAAAUAUGCUCCUGAAGGUCGAAACAAUAUUACAGACAAAACCAAAAAAAUGAUAUUGUACAUCAAGCCUCUAGACAGGUUUUAAGCCUUGAAGUUCUAAUGCUGGAAUCCAAAGAAUGCACUGAAAGCAUUGUUGUAGUUUUUCUUGUUUUCCACCCAAAUAUUACUUCUACUUUCCAGCUACCAGCCUGGCAGGAUGAGUGCUAACAUGAAGAGCUUCCUCUGUAGCAGCCUGUGAGCCCUGUCGCCACACCUGUUCAACCAGCCACGUACUCAAGACCUCAACACAGUGAUAGCUAGACCAGACAGUCAAAAACAAAAAUGCUGCCCUCUCUCUCAGGAACAGUUUGUUCCUGGGGUGGGAGGAUAGUUGUCAAUUAUAUGCAUACUGUGCAUUAUUGUUCUUAUUUACUCCUUUGUAUUUCUGUCCAUUGCUUUUUUUUCCUUUCUUUUUUUCUAUCUAUUUAAAACCUAAAUAAAAGUCUUUAUCACAGAUGCAUAA
Messenger RNA from Astyanax mexicanus (Mexican tetra), 2975 nucleotides. It is a transcript of the gene cdc34a, whose product is annotated as cell division cycle 34 homolog (S. cerevisiae) a. NCBI's taxonomy places the organism in Eukaryota, Metazoa, Chordata, Actinopteri, Characiformes, Acestrorhamphidae. The coding region runs from base 647 to 1369 and encodes 240 amino acids. Gene Ontology annotation, biological process: ubiquitin-dependent protein catabolic process; protein polyubiquitination. The transcript has 5 exons. Gene Ontology annotation, molecular function: ubiquitin conjugating enzyme activity. The record is from RefSeq and is a predicted model, not a curated record.